Molecule: messenger RNA, 1003 nt
Organism: Anoplophora glabripennis (Asian longhorned beetle)
Lineage: Eukaryota; Metazoa; Arthropoda; Insecta; Coleoptera; Cerambycidae
Product: farnesol dehydrogenase-like
Exons: 4
Coding region: 162-947 (261 amino acids)
Molecular function (GO): oxidoreductase activity
Source: RefSeq, a predicted model, not a curated record
UAUUCAAGUGUAGACGGAGAUAUAAAUCAAGAUGAAAUAAUUCUGAUUAACAUCUUAUCGUUAUUAUCCCACCGCUAUGUCCAAUCUGUGUUAGACGAUAUAAAUAGACAGGAACGAUUUUAACGCUCAGUCGUGGUUAAGUGAUUUGAAUAAAAGCUACAAUGGUGCUGUCUAUGGAUCGUUGGAUUGGCAAAGUAGCUGUUGUCACUGGUGCCAGUUCUGGCAUUGGGGCUGCCACUACAGAGGCGUUGGUGGAAAAGGGACUUAAAGUUGUGGGGUUAGCUCGAAGAUUAGAUCGCAUGGAGGCUUUGGCCAAAAAACUUUCCGGCAAAAAAGGCAAACUCUAUCCGGUAAAAACGGAUGUAAGCAAAGAAGAAGACAUUCUAAACGCCUUCAAAUGGGUCAAGGAAAACCUAGGUCCAGUCCACAUCCUCGUCAACAAUGCUGGAAUACUUGGUCAGACAAAUCUUACGGAUGGAGACACUGAAAUUUGGAAAAACGUUUUUAACAUCAACGUUCUCGGUUUGUGCAUAGCUACUAGAGAAGCCGUAAGAGACAUGAGGGCGAACAAAGUAGACGGACACAUAAUCCACAUCAAUAGUAUCGCGGGGCACCAGGUUCCCAAUUUUCCGGGCAUAGGUGUGUAUCCUGCCAGCAAAUACGCUGUGAGAGCAUUAGCGGAAACAUUGCGAUUGGAACUCCUCAAUAUGAAGUCGAAAAUAAAAAUUACGAAUCUCAGUCCAGGUCCGGUGGAUACUGAGAUAAUACCAGAUAAUAUGAAGCAACUGAUUCAAAAGAACGAAGAAAAGCUCAUGAUCGAAGCUGACAAUAUUGCCGAUGCUGUGGUCUAUGCUUUGUCGACGCCUCCCCACGUGCAGGUUCAGGAACUUACAGUGAGGUCUGUGAUCGAGUUUCAGCCUGAAAAUUUAUUACCGAAAAAUGCGUAAUGGAAUCAUUAUUUAGUUGUAAUUAAUUGUUAAAUAAAUGUUCCUUUUAUAGUCUA